Molecule: messenger RNA, 975 nt
Organism: Bacidia gigantensis
Lineage: Eukaryota; Fungi; Ascomycota; Lecanoromycetes; Lecanorales; Ramalinaceae
Exons: 1
Coding region: 1-975 (324 amino acids)
Source: RefSeq, a predicted model, not a curated record
AUGAACAUUGAUGACAAGCUAGCAACUCCUCAUGAGAGCAGAGAAAGAUUGCAGGAAGACAUCGUCAUGGAACCGCGACAACCCGACCAUACCAGCAAAGACAUCGAGAAGCAGUCCCUCGAUCCGCUCCCACCAGCGCAAAUCCCCUCCGCUCCCUCCGCGCCCUCGGUCUCCUCCCUCUCCUCCAUCCAUCCCACACCAAAAACCCAGUCCCAUCUCUCAACAUACCACCGUGCCCAAACCUACCUCGCAGCCGAGAUCUCCACCACCCACACCGACCUCCUCCUCCUCUGCUGCUGCUUCAUCUCCGGCCUCGUCGACUCCACUAUCUACGACGCCUUCGGCACUUUCGUCUCCAUGCAAACCGGCAACACUGUAUUCCUCGGCCUGGGUAGCUCCACGCCGCACAAUACCUCCAAGCCCUACGGCUGGGCGAAAUCCUUCGUCUCCCUCGUCUGCUUCGCGCUCGGCUGCUUUAGCUUCUCGCACUCCACACGCCUGCUCGGAAACUUGCGGCGAGGGACCCUAGCGUUGAGUUUUGGCGUGCAAGCAAUAUUGGUGUUCAUAGCGGCUGCGGUGGUGCAGGGCGGAGUGGCGAACGGGAAUAUCAAUACUAUUACGGAUGAUAUAGAUUGGUGGGAAGUGCUGCCCAUUGCGUUCUUGAGCUUCCAGAGCGCGGGACAGAUUGUGGGCAGUAGGGCGUUGAGCUUGGCGGAAAUUCCGACGGUGGUGUUGACCAGUUUGAUACACGAUCUCACUACUGAUCGGAUGUUGUUGGCUAAGCCGAGGGAGAAUGUGAAGAGGAAUAGACGAGCAGCGGGCUUCUUCUGCUUGCUUGGGGGAUCAGUGGCCGGUGGGUGGAUCGCGGAGGGGACUGAGAGGAUGCAGAUACCGCUGUGGAUUGCGGGGGGAAUUAAGGUCGGCAUUGCCAUUGCUUGGGCGUUGUGGCCAGCGAAGAAGAGAUCGCCUGUCUAA